GUCACUCACUCGGAGUUGUUUCUUCUACGAGGAGGCUCUUUUUCUCUUCUUUUUUCUUUUUUUGGUCUUUUGAAUAUCCGAAUCCCUUUUGGAGUUGUAUUCUGGAGUUUGGAUCAACUUUCUCAUCCAUUCCUCGUUCGUUCUCUUCGUUACUGAAACCAAAAGAAAAGAAUAGAAAUACGGAAAAGCAAAGAUGCUACACUCAUCUUUUAUAUCCAGAUCAAAUUGUACCAAGUUUCCUUCCCACGCUUCCCCAAAUGCAACCCUUUCUUCCUUUGGAGCUUAUUCUCUUCUUCAAAUGGGCUUUUAGUUUGGGUAAUCUAUUGACCUACGAUAGUGAUUCUUUAGAUUGAAGUGGACUAGAAUUGCAUCGAGUGGGCGACGACUUUCAAGUAAGGCAAGGAGCCGUGACAAGCAGAGGACAGCAAACGUGUAUGGGCGUCGGUCACCAGAGCGUGUACUUGAGGAAGAAGCCCCUGAAAUGGCGGAAACCACCCCAUCCUUUAAAAUUUUCCCAGGUCAGGCAUUUCCAUUAGGUGCAUCAGAGGUUGAUAACGGGAUCAAUUUUGCCAUAUUUUCACAGCAUGCAACUGCAGUUACACUUUGCUUAUCACUUCCUCAGAGGGGAGAAAUCAACAAGCUGGAUGGUGGAAUGAUCGAAUUUUCUUUGGACCCUCGUCUCAACAAAACUGGAGAUAUUUGGCACAUAUGCAUUGAGGAUUUUCCCCGGAGCAAUGUUCUCUAUGGUUAUCGCAUAGAUGGUCCCAAAAACUGGGACGAAGGACAUCGAUUUGACUACAAAAAUGUUCUUAUAGAUCCUUAUGCAAAGCUAGUAGAAGGUCAAAGAACUUUUGGAGAUCCAAUGCAUAAAUUAUCAAAAUUUCUUGGAACUUAUGAUUUUGAUAGCUUGCCUUUUGACUGGGGAGAUGACUACAAGUUCCCGAAUAUCCCUGAGAAAGAUCUUGUCAUAUACGAAAUGAAUGUUCGUGCGUUUACUGCUGAUGAAUCUAGUUGCUUGGAUCAAAAUAUAUGUGGUACUUAUACCGGUCUGAUUGAGAAGAUCCCACACCUUCUAGAACUUGGAAUCAAUGCAGUGGAGUUGCUUCCUGUCUUUGAGUUUGAUGAGUUCGAGUUUCAAAGGCGCCCCAAUCCCAGAGAUCACAUGAUCAAUACAUGGGGCUACUCGACAAUAAAUUUCUUUGCUCCUAUGAGUCGUUAUGCUUCUGGUAGUGGAGGAGCUGUUUGUGCUUCUCGGGAGUUCAAAGAAAUGGUUAAAGCCUUGCAUGAGGCUGGAAUUGAGGUGAUCUUGGAUGUUGUCUAUAAUCACACUAAUGAAGCUGAUGAUAAGCAUCCUUAUACCACAUCAUUUCGUGGCAUAGACAACAAGGUUUAUUACAUGGUGGACUUGAACAACAGAGGUCAACUGCUAAACUUCUCUGGCUGCGGGAAUACAUUAAACUGCAAUCAUCCUGUUGUCAUGGAGUUCAUACUUGACAGCUUAAGACACUGGGUUGUUGAAUAUCAUGUAGAUGGAUUUCGAUUUGACCUUGCUAGUGUACUUUGUCGAGGCUCAGAUGGUUCUCCACUCGAUGCACCUCCACUUGUCAGGGCUAUUGCCAAAGAUGCUACCUUGUUAAGGUGCAAAAUUAUUGCUGAACCAUGGGAUUGUGGAGGACUUUAUCUUGUUGGCAGUUUUCCUAAUUGGGACAGGUGGGCUGAGUGGAAUGGGAGGUACCGUGAUGAUCUAAGAAUAUUUAUAAAGGGUGAUACCGGUAUGAAAGGAGCAUUUGCGACUCGUGUUUCAGGAUCUGCCGACCUCUACUGUAAAAAUAAACGCAAGCCUUACCAUAGCGUUAAUUUUGUCAUUGCACAUGAUGGCUUCACCCUCCGUGAUCUCGUUUCAUACAAUUUUAAGCACAAUGAAGCCAAUGGAGAAGGUGGAAAUGACGGAAGCAAUGACAACUUUAGCUGGAAUUGUGGGUUUGAAGGAGAAACUGACAAUGCUGGUAUUGUAGCCCUGCGUUUCCGGCAAAUGAAAAACUUUCAUUUGGCAUUGAUGAUAUCACAGGGAAUUCCAAUGAUGCUAAUGGGAGAUGAAUACGGGCACACACGAUAUGGGAAUAACAACAGUUAUGGGCAUGAUACGGCUCUUAAUAAUUUCCAGUGGCAGCAGUUGAGUUCAAGGAAGAGUGACCACUUUAGGUUUUUCUCCGAGGUGAUACACUAUCGGCGAAAGCAUCAAGUAUUUUGUCAUGAGAAUUUUCUCACCAAAAGAGAUGUGACCUGGCAUGAGGAUAACUGGGACAACCCUGAGAGCAAAUUCCUCGCAUUUACGCUUCAUGAGAAAAAUGGUGGAGAUAUCUAUCUAGCAUUCAAUGCUCAUGACUUUUUGGUUAAAGUGUCUAUACCUCCAGCACCACCGGCAAGACGUUGGUUCCGUGUGGUGGACACCAAUCUUGGGUCGCCAGAUGAUUUUGUGGGCCAAGGAGUCCCUGGAAUUGGAGCCACCUACAAUGUGGCACCCUACUCUUCCAUUCUUCUUGAAGCUAAAUAAUUAUGAGCUGACCACACCCACUCCAGAAGGAUCAGAAGAAUUCAGGACGCCAAUAAAAUGUGUACCAUCAGACUUGGUACAGUAUUUUCAUUAUUGAUUGUAUGCAAACUUCUGUCUCAAAACAUUUGAAAAAAUAAAAUAACCUGA
Messenger RNA from Hibiscus syriacus, 2701 nucleotides. Its product is annotated as isoamylase 3, chloroplastic-like. Bases 482 to 2554 code for a protein of 690 amino acids. Gene Ontology annotation, molecular function: hydrolase activity, hydrolyzing O-glycosyl compounds. The transcript is spliced from 24 exons. The record is from RefSeq and is a predicted model, not a curated record. Gene Ontology annotation, biological process: carbohydrate metabolic process. Lineage: Eukaryota; Viridiplantae; Streptophyta; Magnoliopsida; Malvales; Malvaceae.